Messenger RNA from Trichophyton rubrum CBS 118892, 1041 nucleotides. RefSeq lists its product as uncharacterized. The transcript has 3 exons. Bases 1 to 1041 code for a protein of 346 amino acids. NCBI's taxonomy places the organism in Eukaryota, Fungi, Ascomycota, Eurotiomycetes, Onygenales, Arthrodermataceae. The record is from RefSeq and is a predicted model, not a curated record.
AUGCCACAAUUCUGCUUCUCCUCGAACACAUUAUUGCAUGAGGGAAGGAACACUCCAGAAUUAAUAGCAGGACAUAGAGUUGCAGAAAUUUUCACUCUUCUGGUCAUUUGUCAUUUUCCUUCCGUCAAAACGACCAUGGGCAGCAUCACAAAAUCCGAGCCGUCAGGGCGCUUGCUCAGAGGCCAGGGACCUCCACCAACCCCGACGCCAACCCCCCAAAAAUUAUUCAAUAUCGUCCGUCAAAAGAUCCUCGACGCCUACGAAUUCCAAGACCUAUCGUUUCAGAAUAUCUCAGAUGCUACUGGUGAAUUAGUGAUAACUUCUCUUAGCGAGGACCAAGACGUGGAAAACGCGUGUCCACGGUUAGUGUUUCUCUACAAAUCUCUGUUAUGGCUAGUUUUUAAUAACUAUGACAGUAUAAACUACAAUUCAUACACUCAAACUCUUGACAUUAGAGUCAUGCCAACAUUUAUCCAUGACGCGCAUCAGUCAUGGCUAGUAAUGGAGAUGUCGCGCAUGGUUUCAACGGGUUUUGUAACCCAAGCAGAGUUUGACUCAGUUUCCUUUUUAGUCGGAACAACAUUUCGAGGCUUUCAAGGGCGCUACGCCAAUUCCUCCAAAGAACCCGACACUUGUCUGCUCCCAAGCAGCCAGCAUUUUCCAAGCAUUGUCAUUGAAACGGGUUGGGCAGAGUCGUGGCCAAAGCUUAGUAGGGACAAGGACCUCUGGCUACAAGGCGGCUGUCCCGAGGUUCUACUAGUCUUCUUAAUUAAGUGGUCAAACAUUACCAGCGAUAGAGUGAAAGGUAUCAUUGAAGUUCACCAACGAGAUAGUGGUGGGACAAAGCUGCUGCAAACAGAGGAUAUCUUUCCACGCCCGGCUACUUCAUCUACACAGUCUAUCCCUAUAUCUCGUCAACAAUUUCUCGGAUCAAACCUACAAGCAGGGGGUAAUACUACCCAGAUAUAUGAGCUUUCAAUAGAUCGUUUUCGGGAAAAAGCUGAGGGAUUCAUAAGAGGAAAAGGUUUGACCCCAGCUUAA